AUGAAUAAAAGUAAGGAGUACCAUGACCGAGAAAGGAAAUCAGCAGCUUACAAGAUAUUAUUAGAAAAAAAUAAAGAAAUUGACUCUACGGCAACUAUAGAUACAGUGAAAAGUAAAAUUAACACACUGCGUUGCACGUUCAAAAAAGAAGUUUUGAAAGUCAAAUCGUCACAAAGAUCAGGAUCUGGCAAAGAUGAUAUUUAUAUACCAAAGUUAUGGUAUUACGAUUUAAUACAAUUUCUCACCGUCCAAGAAGUACCACGAUCCUCAAGAUCAAAUAUUUCCAAGGAUGACGAAGAAACAAAUGACAAUGAAGACCUAGACUCUAGACCAGGUUCAUCUUUGGCUUCAAACCACUCUGAAUCUGACACAGGAAAUUCAGCAUCAUCGUCGGCACCACCUCACCAUCCGAGACCGACAAAAAGGAAUCUCAAUCAAACUUUAACCAAUGACGUUUUAUUAACUGUACAGGAUCAUUUUAAACAUCCUGUACAGCGGGAUGAUCGUUUCGAUAUUUUUGGGAAAAACGUGGCAAUGAAGUUGCGUGAUCUUCCUAAAGAACAGCGCAUUUUAGCGGAAGGUAUUAUAAACGAAGCUCUAUUCUUAGCUGAAAUAGAUAAAUUGACUAUUGACCACAAAAUAUCGGAUCGAGCAACAAUACAAUAA
Molecule: messenger RNA, 666 nt
Organism: Parnassius apollo (apollo)
Lineage: Eukaryota; Metazoa; Arthropoda; Insecta; Lepidoptera; Papilionidae
Source: the annotation of a GenBank genome assembly